Molecule: messenger RNA, 975 nt
Organism: Cuscuta campestris
Lineage: Eukaryota; Viridiplantae; Streptophyta; Magnoliopsida; Solanales; Convolvulaceae
Source: the annotation of a GenBank genome assembly
AAUCUUUUUAUAAGUUAAACAAAACCUACUUUAAGAAAUGCAUUGCUCUAUUUUUUUUCUUGGGAGUCUUCAUGCAUAUCCAAUAGUAGUCCACGCACAAAGAUCCCAAACGAUGAACAAGAGAAAAAAUCGGGAAAAGGACAGCGGUGAGGAUAACGGCGGCGGCGGCGGCCGCGGAGGAGACAUGUUGUGCCUCACCUUGGCGUGCAAAGGGCUGGGAUCUCCCCAGCCGCAACCCUUCAUCCUCCCGCCGCCUCAGCCUGCAGCGCAGGCGGCGGUUUCGCCGCCGGCGCAGGGUCAGGAGCAACCGCUGGCGGCUCCGUUCCGGCAAGUGCGCCAGCGGCGGCGGAACUCGUCGCAGGGCCCGCGGGAGGGGAAGAGCGAGACGAUAGCUCCCCCGUUCUCGUGGGCCACGGAGCGGCGAGCGACCGUGCAACCCCUGAGUGAGUUACUCUCCCGGGGAAUAUCGGUGAUCACGGGGGAGGUGCAGUGCAAGCGGUGCGAGCACGCGUACGAGAUGGAGUUCGACCUGGAGAAGAAGUUCUACGAGGUCGGGAACUUCAUAAGGGACCACAAAACCGACAUGCACGAGCGGGCCCCGGAGGUAUGGAGGAACCCUGUCCUCCCGGCCUGCAAGUUCUGCGACCAGGAGAACAGUGCGAAACCAGUCAUCGCCAGCAGCAAAAAGGCCAUAAACUGGCUGUUUUUGCUGCUGGGACAAUUGCUGGGUUGUUGCACCCUGGAGCAGUUGAGGUAUUUCUGUAAACACACAAAGAACCACAGAACGGGGGCAAAGGAUAGGGUGCUCUACCUCACAUAUCUCAAUCUGUGUAAGCAGCUUGACCCCGCCGGACCUUUUGAUCGUUGCUAGUAUUAUGUUGAUGGGUUUAUUGUUUUAUUUUAUUAAUGCAUGGUUUUAGAUGAGAUUAUUGAUUAUGGUCUUGUUUGUAAUCAAAUUAAAUGAUUAACGUUUAU